This is a messenger RNA of Linum trigynum, 3719 nucleotides long. NCBI's taxonomy places the organism in Eukaryota, Viridiplantae, Streptophyta, Magnoliopsida, Malpighiales, Linaceae. The record is from the annotation of a GenBank genome assembly.
AAUCUCGAGAUUUGAGGGCUCCAAGUACGGCUGUUUGAUCAUAUUGGCGCUGUGUUUUGAUUGGUGAAUUGAAUGGUUUUCGGAUUAAUGCAUGACAACUGGAUGAUGACUAGGACAACCUAUAAUGAUGACUGAGACGUGUAGUAGAAUUGUGUAGGGUUCAGUUUUUCAACUGUUUGUUUACCAACUGUGACUUGGAUUGAUUACUUGUUUUUUACAGUCUUUUAUGCAUCUAGUUCAGGGAAUCAAAAUGAGAGAUAGAGCAUAUAGGUAGCCAUGUGAGAUUUGAGCCUGCUCGUUUCUUUCUUGUGUGAUAGUUCCCUCUUCCAUGAUGUGUAGCAUUCACGUUGUUAUUAGCUAAGAUGAUGGAGACAUAGGAUUAGCCAACUACCAAAUUGACUGUCCUGGUGUGUCAUACCCCCUAGUCAGCCCCUUUGAGCCGUGUGCUAUCUUUUCUUUUCGGUCUUCAAUGAAAGUCACUCUUUUGCAUCUUUUAGAAGGUUCCACAAAGUGUUUUUUACAUGUUCUCUGCUGUUUCUGCUAAAUGUAAUGUGAGAGUUGGAGGUAGUUCUUAAAAAUUUGGGCAGGUGUUUGAAAAUGUGCAAAGGUGGUGGUUCUCUUAAGAAAUGAAAAAAAAAAUUGAAAGAAAAACAAAGAAAAAAUGAAAGCAAAAGAGAGCCACCAUAAAAAAUCUUAAUAGUGCCUAUUAAGUAGUGUUUCUUAGCAGUCUGGCUUAGAAAUACUGGUAUUUAUGUGACCUCCUUCGCUCUUGUUCUCUGAAGAAUUUGAGUAAUGCAGAAUAUCUGAAAGAAAGUACUGGUUUGAUUGACUGUGAGUUUGUUGGGUUUGGAAUUGUGGAACCUUGUGCUAUGAAUACUUCCACCACCUAAAAGGCCUUUUCCCCAUGUCCAAGACCCUAGCCAGUCAUUUGAACCUGUGUCUAAGACCUCCUGAUUAGUUAGUGAUGACAACCAUUUAUGUGAACAAUAACCUUUAGAGGCUGCCGUCAUGGUGAAGAGAUGUUAGGAAUUGAGAGAAUUAAUAUGCGCAUUUUUUGAAUCAAAUUGUCCUGACCCCACUGGUCGAGAGUGAGCGAUUCAUUUCCUUGUUCUUUACACUCUUUACCCGGUGAGGACCUAGAUGGCUCAGUCUUGAUUCUGAUGUCUUGAGUUUUAUGCAUGAGUUGACUAUCUUGAGUGAGUGAUUGAGCCAAGUCUAGGUUGGUUGAUGAACAGUAGGGAGACUCCUCCUUUACUCGAUUUUGCUGAGCUCGAAUGUCUUCUGUGGUGGUUGUCCAGGUUGUUAUUGAGGUUGUUCAUGUGUUGAUGUUUGAAAGCCAAUAUGAUUCACGUGUUCUGUGCCUAUAUGAUUUGUCCCCAAUGUUGGUAUGAUUGAAAUAUGUGAGCUGACCUUGUGUCUGACUUUGUUUGCUUGGGGAUAAGCAAACGGUUAAGUGUGGGGGAGUUUGAUAAACCGUUAAUUGCACAUGUUUUUACUCCUUUUCUGGAGCUGUUUGAGGUGUGGAUUGGACGAAGAUCGGGCGCGAGGCAAGUCACAAAGGAAGCCACACGAGCACACUCACAACUCACACGGCUGUGCAAGUGACCAAGGAGGCCGUGUGGGAUUGUGCGAGCCUUCACACGGGCACAAGUAAAUUCCACACGGCCGUGUGAAGUUGCAGUUUGGCCGUGUGGAAUUCUGCGAGGCUUCACACGGCCAGGCUGGGUGAGCUACACGGCCGUGUGGCCUUGGCCGUGUGGGAAGCCUGAAACCCAAUUACUCGGAACGUGGCGUUUUGACCUCACACGGGCAACUGGGUAUGCCACACGGUCGCGUGACCUGCCCAUGUGAGUCGGGAAUUUCUGGUUUUACCCAAUUUCGGGCUGCAAGUGAGAGGAAUCGGAUUUUCAGAGCAAAAACAGAGCUCUAGAGAGAGAAAGUAUGAAGAACACAUCCUAGAAGCUAUCUUGGAGCUGGGUUUCAUCAAAUCGAGCUUGGAGAUCGUCAUAGGAGUGGAAAUCAUCAUCCCAGAGCAGAUUCUUCCCAUUGUUAUGAGAAUGACUGCUUUGUAUUCUGUUUUCCCCUCUCUCUAUCGAGUAGAAACCUUCUCUCACUUGGGUAUGAAGAACCCUAGUUCCAUGUGUUAGGGAUUUGAUUGUAAUGACUUGGGAUGAUUAUACUGUUUAGUUUUAAUCGAAUGAUGCAUGUUUAUUGAGUCAAUUGAAGUCUGAUCAGCUUUUCCUGAUUUCUGCUGCAACCUGAGAUAGAUAGAAUCUGAUUAGGUUGUUAGAGCUUCAUCAUUCGGUAGUAGGAGAUUGGCUAUACUAGAGUUAGCCAGUUUACUGCGUUGUACUGGAAUCCAAUUCCAGUAGUGGAGUUCUGUUCUUAUUGCUUCAGCUUUCUAUCCCGGUAAAGACUAGUCGUCUGCCGGGUAGUUAGACUGAGAGGGCUUGGUCAGCUUAAGAGAUUCCAAACUAUUGUCGGAUCUUCCGCAGUCUAAUCAACAGUAAAUCAACCAAGGGAAAAUACAAUUGAAACCUAACUAAGGAGCUAGGGGGACUCAUUCCCGAGUGACUCUUCUUUGCUUGAGAAAACCGUACCAAUUCCUGCUUUCUUUCUGCUUUUGCUUUAAACAACAAUCACUUAACUUAGUUGGCUAGAUAAUAGAGAAUCACGGAGUAAGCAGUAGAUCUAGACCCCGGGUUGAUAAUAGAACUUGCCAUUUUACUGCAUUCCUGGACUGCGAUUACACUUGGUCGCAGUUUGGUGUUGUGUUUUGGCGUGUCAAGUUUUUGGCGCCGUUCCCGGGGAACCUCUAGGUUAUUGGGGAAACCUGCAAAUCUGUUACUCUAGCUUUUUCUUUACUGCAUUUUAUCUCUUCCACCUGUGUGCCUUCACGGGUUGCUUCUGCUGAUUGUGUGCAGGUAGUGCAUGACCCGUAGCCAGUCGGGAGAUCUACUACCACUAGACCAGGAGCUUGAACGAACCUGCAGAAACUUCAAGCGGGCUCUAAAGGCGCGACUGGCUGUGGAGGAGGAGCUAGCACAGCUGCAGAUCGCUGAAGAAGAAGAGAUGGGGGAUCCACAAAACCAUGAUGUGGUCCUUCCCGAGGAGCAGACCAUGAGAUAUUACUGGACCGCCAGGGCUACAGACAUGAGGUCACCCAUUCAACACCCUCAUGUCCCAGCCAACAAUUUUGAGCUGAGCACCUCAGUAAUCACCAUGCUGCGCGGUUCAGUGAUGUUCCGUGGCAAAGAGGGGGAGUGCCCCCGAUCACAUCUCAGGCGAUUCCACGAUCUCAUUGAUGGAAUCAAGAUCAAUGGGGUCCCAGCAGAUGCCAUCCAGUUGAGGUACUUUCCAUUCACCCUGGAGGAGCAGGUCAAGGAGUGGCUAGACACUCGACCUCCGGGCUCCAUCACCAUGUUCGCCAACCUGGCGGACAAGUUUAUCACCCGCUACCAUUCUCCAUCCAAGACGGCGGACCUGCAGAAACAAAUUACCCAUUUUGCUCAGGAUGAGGAUGAGACCAUCAGGGAUGCUUGGGAGAGAUACACUAGUCUCUUCCUCAAGUGUCCCAACCAUGGUUUUACUGAUGCCUUCAAGGUGGGAACCUUCUAUCAUGCUCUCUUCUCGGAGGACAAGAAGCUGAUUGACUAGGUCUGUGGCGGGAAUAUGCUCACCAAAACGCCGCCACAGCUGAAUCAACUUUUUGAAGAGAU